Molecule: messenger RNA, 13113 nt
Organism: Pecten maximus
Lineage: Eukaryota; Metazoa; Mollusca; Bivalvia; Pectinida; Pectinidae
Exons: 33
Coding region: 1-9117 (3038 amino acids)
Source: RefSeq, a predicted model, not a curated record
AUGGACGAGGAUACCUGGAAUAGAAAUGCAAUUGACAACUAUGCACUUAAUGACGAUUAUUCUGUCGGAACACUCAACUGGAAUGUAAUGGCAAACAGCUCUAAACUACAUUGGAGUAAAGACAAAUGGCCGGAGAGGUAUGCGAGGCCGAACAGUUUAUCAGACGAUACAAGUUAUGACGGAGAUAGCCCGACCCGUCGCUAUGUUCGACCCAAUCGUGACCGAUGUUCCCCACCAGAGAGACGAUACAAUCCAAAUAUUCCACUGUUUGUUCUGACUGCAUGCAUAGUAGCAGUGAUUGUAGCUACUCCUCUGUUGAUUGUUUUCGUGUUCAGACAAGGAACCCCAAUCACUGAAGGAAAAGUAAGCUUGAAAUUGAAGUUGGCAGACCAGUUUCAGAGUGGCAUGGAGGAUUCUACAUCCGCUGCAUUCAAAUCGACAGCAGAUGAACUUUGUUCAGGGGCAAAGCAGGCAAUGACUUCAGAUUAUAGCUUCCCACGGGAUACCAGCUUUGGGUGCAAAGUAGAAUCGCUAAGACAAGGAAGCAUCAUUGUUGUACUUCUGGUCACCUUCAAUGUAUAUGGCAGUUACACAAUACCCGACAACGACGAAUAUGUCCAGACAAUAGUUUCAUACAUAGGAGCCGAUAUGAAACUGGGGUCAUUCACAGUUAUAAAUGGGUCCAUAGUUGUUAUUGCAGCUUCCUAUAAGACACAAGGGAUAGAAACCCGUGUUACAAAACCAACCACACCCGAACCUACAACAACAGAACCAAAGACGCCUACACCACCCGAAAUGCAACUCGUUAGCUCACUCUCAACUCCUAAUGGCGACCUCAUUAUUGAAUGCAAUGUCCACUACGCACCAAAAGCCUGGAAAACAGUCAAAUUGGUGUCCUCAGAUGCCAACACUGGAAUCUUAGCUUUCGGACAUGUAAAUGGAACGACACAAAGCGACAACAACGCGUACCAACUAAACUUUCAAGCUGAUGAUAGUAACGUUUCAAUUAGCCUACUCUUCCCCAACACAACGAAACACUGUUUUGCCAGGAGUAACUACACGUGUUCACUCUAUAGAAAUGAGGAUGUCUUUGUAGAGACAACGGAAUAUAUUUCCACCCCAGUUGAAGAAGCAGCACAGAAUCCUGGAAUAGGAGGAAUCACAACAGUGAACGAGGGUGACACAUAUACAGUUAACUGUUCCGGAGACCUGGCUCCGCCAUCUACUACACUCGACCUCUACACAAGAACGGCAAACGCCACAUCCUUUACAAAGUCCUCAGUCGAUGCCCUAGUUACUAUUGGUAAUAUCACCGAAUCCUGCUACCUCCAAACAACAAAGAGUUACAAUCUGAUUGCUGACAGAACAGAUAAUGGUACAGAGAUGAGGUGUGAGGCAGUUAACACAUCUCCAGGCUCACAGACGAUUUCGGAUUCACGAAUGAUUGUGGUGAACAUUGCCGAAAUGCAACUCGUUAGCUCACUCUCAUCUCCUAAUGGUGACCUCAUUAUUGAAUGCAAUGUCCACUACGCACCAAAAGCCUGGAAUACAGUCAAAUUGGUGUCCUCAGAUGCCAACACUGGGAUUUUAGCUGUCAGACAUGUAAAUGGAACGACACAAAGCGACAACAACGCGUACCAACUAAACUUUCAAGCUGAUGAUAGUAACGUUUCAAUAAGCCUACUCUUCCCCAACACAACGAAACACUGUUUUGCCAGGAGUAACUACACGUGUUCACUGUAUAGAAAUGAGGAUGUCUUUGUAGAGACAACGGAAUAUAUUUCCACCCCAGUUGAAGAAGCAGCACAGAAUCCUGAAAUAGAAGGAAUCACAACAGUGAACGCGGGUGACACAUAUACAGUUAACUGUUCCGGAGACCUGGCUCCGCCAUCUACUACACUCGACCUCUACACAAGAACGGCAAACGCCACAUCCUUUACAAAGACAUCAGUCAAUGCUCUAGUUACCAUUGGUAAUCUCACCGAAUCCUGCUACCUCCAAACAACAAAGAGUUAUAAUCUGAUUGCUGACAGAUCAGAUAAUGGUACAGAGAUGAGAUGUGAGGCAGUUAACACAUCUCCAGGCUCACGGACGAUUUCGGAUUCACGAAUGAUUGUGGUGAACGUUGCCGAGAUGCAGCUCGCUAGCUCACUCUCAUCUCCUCAUGGUGAUCUCAUUAUUGAAUGCAACGUUCCCUCCGCACCGAAAGCUUGGAAUACGAUCAAAUUGGUGUCUUCAGAGGCUAAAACUGGAGUUCUAGCUGUCGGACAUGUAAAUGGAACGAUACAAACCGACAACGACGUGUACCAGAUAACCGUUGAAGCUGACGAAAAUAAAGUUUCUAUAGGUCUACUGUUCCCCAACACAACGAAACACUGUUUUGCCAGAAGUAACUACACGUGUUCACUCUAUAUGAAUGAGGAUGUCUUUGUGGAGACAACAAAAUAUAUUUCCAUCCCAGUUGAAGAAGCAGCACAUAAUCCUGGAAUAGAUGUAAUCACAAAAGUGAACGAGGGUGACACAUAUACAGUGAACUGUUCCGGAGACCUGGCUCCGCCAUCUACUACACUCGACCUCUACACAAGAACAGCAAACGCCACAUCCUAUACAAAGUCCUCAGUCGAUGCUCUAGUUACUAUUGGUAAUCUCACCGAAUCGUGCUACCUCCAAACAACAAAGAGUUACAAUCUGAUUGCUGACAGAACAGAUAACGGUACGGAGAUGAGGUGUGAGGCAGUUAACACAUCUCCAGGCUCACAGACGAUUUCGGAUUCACGAAUGAUUGUGGUGAACGUUGCCGAAAUACAACUCGCUAGCUCACUCUCAUCUCCUAAUGGCGACCUCAUUAUUGAAUGCAAUGUCCACUACGCACCAAAAGCCUGGAAUACAGUCAAAUUGGUGUCCUCAGAUGCCAACACUGGAAUUUUAGCUGUCGGACAUGUAAAUGGAACGACACAAAGCGCCAACAAUGCGUACCAACUAAACUUUCAAGCUGAUCAUAGUAACGUUUCAAUUAGCCUACUCUUCCCCAACAGAACGAAACACUGUUUUGUCAGGAGUAACUACACGUGUUCACUCUAUAGAAAUGCGGAUGUCUUUGUAGAGACAACGGAAUUUAUUUCCACCCAAGUUGAAGAAGCAGCACAUAAUCCUGGAAUAGAUGGAAUCACAACAGUGAACGAGGGUGACACAUAUACAGUGAACUGUUCCGGAGACCUGGCUCCGCCAUCUACUACACUCGACCUCUACACAAGAACAGCAAACGCCACAUCCUUUACAAAGUCUUCAGUCGAUGCUCUAGUUACUAUUGGUAAUCUCACCGAAUCGUGCUACUUCCAAACAACAAAGAGUUACAAUCUGAUUUCUGACAGAACAGAUAACGGUACGGAGAUGAGGUGUGAGGCAGUUAACACAUCUCCAGGCUCACAGACGAUUUCGGAUUCACGAAUGAUUGUGGUGAACGUUGCCGAAAUACAACUCGCUAGCUCACUCUCAUCUCCUAAUGGCGACCUCAUUAUUGAAUGCAAUGUCCACUACGCACCAAAAGCCUGGAAUACAGUCAAAUUGGUGUCCUCAGAUGCCAACACUGGAAUUUUAGCUGUCGGACAUGUAAAUGGAACGACACAAAGCGCCAACAAUGCGUACCAACUAAACUUUCAAGCUGAUGAUAGUAACAUUUCAAUUAGCCUACUCUUCCCCAACACAACGAAACACUGUUUUGCCAGGAGUAACUACACGUGUUCACUCUAUAGAAAUGAGGAUGUCUUUGCAGAGACAACGGAAUUUAUUUCCACCCAAGUUGAAGAAGCAGCCCAAAAUCCUGAAAUAGAAGGAAUCACAACAGUGAACGAGGGUGACGCAUAUACAGUUAACUGUUCCGGAGACCUGGCUCCGCCAUCUACUACACUCGACCUCUACACAAGAACGGCAAACGCCACAUCCUUUACAAAGACAUCAGUCGAUGCCCUAGUUACUAUUGGUAAUCUCACCGAAUCCUGCUACCUCCAAACUACAAAGAGUUACAAUCUGAUUGCUGACAGAACAGAUAAUGGUACAGAGAUGAGGUGUGAGGCAGUUAACACAACACCAGGCUCACAGACGAUUUCCGAUUCACGAAUGAUUGUGGUGAACGUUGCCGAAAUGCAACUCGUUAGCUCACUCUCAACUCAAAAUAGCGACCUCAUUAUUGAAUGCAACAUCCACUACGCACCAAAAGCCUGGAAUACAGUCAAAUUGGUGUCCUCAGAUGCCAACACUGGAAUGUUAGCUGUCGGACAUGUAAAUGGAACGACACAAAGCGACAACAACGCGCACCAGCUAAACUUUCAAGCUGAUGAUAGUAACGUUUCACUUAGCCUACUCUUCCCCAACACAACGAAACACUGUUUUGCCAGAAGUAACUACACGUGUUCACUCUAUAGCAAUGAGGAUGUCAUUGUAGAGACAACGGAAUAUAUUUCCACCCCAGUUGAAGAAGCAGCCCAAAAUCCUGAAAUAGAAGGAAUCACAACAGUGAACGAGGGUGACGCAUAUACAGUUAACUGUUCCGGAGACCUGGCUCCGCCAUCUACUACACUCGACCUCUACACAAGAACGGCAAACGCCACAUCCUUUACAAAGUCCUCAGUCGAUGCCCUAGUUACUAUUGGUAAUCUCACCGAAUCCUGCUACCUCCAAACUACAAAGAGUUACAAUCUGAUUGCUGACAGAACAGAUAAUGGUACAGAGAUGAGGUGUGAGGCAGUUAACACAUCACCAGGCUCACAGACGAUUUCCGAUUCACGAAUGAUUGUGGUGAACGUUGCCGAAAUGCAACUCGUUAGCUCACUCUCAACUCAAAAUAGCGACCUCAUUAUUGAAUGCAACAUCCACUACGCACCAAAAGCCUGGAAUACAGUCAAAUUGGUGUCCUCAGAUGCCAACACUGGAAUGUUAGCUGUCGGACAUGUAAAUGGAACGACACAAAGCGACAACAACGCGCACCAGCUAAACUUUCAAGCUGAUGAUAGUAACGUUUCACUUAGCCUACUCUUCCCCAACACAACGAAACACUGUUUUGCCAGAAGUAACUACACGUGUUCACUCUAUAGCAAUGAGGAUGUCAUUGUAGAGACAACGGAAUAUAUUUCCACCCCAGUUGAAGAAGCAGCACAAAAUCCUGAAAUAGAAGGAAUCACAACAGUGAACGAGGGUGACACAUAUACAGUUAACUGUUCCGGAGACCUGGCUCCGCCAUCUACUACACUCGACCUCUACACGAGAACGGCAAACGCCACCUCCUAUACCAAGUCAUCAGUCGAUGCUCUAGUUACUAUUGGUAAUCUCACCGAAUCCUGCUACCUCCAAACAACAAAGAGUUACAAUCUGAUUGCUGGCAGAACAGAUAAUGGUACAGAGAUGAGGUGUGAGGCAGUUAAUACAUCUCCAGGCUCACAGACGAUUUCGGAUUCACGAAUGAUUGUGGUGAACGUUGCAGAAAUGCAACUUGUUAGCUCACUCUCAUCUCCUAAUGGCGACCUCAUUAUUGAAUGCAAUGUCCACUACGCACCAAAAGCCUGGAAUACAGUCAAAUUGAUGUCCUCAGAUGCCAACACUGGAAUUUUAGCUGUCGGACAUGUGAAUGGAACGACCCAAAGCGACAACAACGCGUUCCAAUUAAACUUUCAAGCUAAUGAUAGUAACGUUUCAAUAAGCUUAGUCUUCCCCAACACAACGAAACACUGUUUUGCCAGGAGUAACUACACGUGUUCACUCUAUAGAAAUGAGGAUGUCUUUGUAGAGACAACGGAAUAUAUUUCCACCCCAGUUGAAGAAGCAGCACAAAAUCCUGAAAUAGAAGGAUUCACAAUAGUGAACGAGGGUGACACAUAUACAGUUAACUGUUCCGGAGACCUGGCUCCGCCAUCUACUACACUCGACCUCUACACAAGAACGGCAAACGCCACAUCCUUUACAAAGUCCUCAGUCGAUGCCUUAGUUACUAUUGGUAAUCUCACCGAAUCCUGCUACCUCCAAACAAUAAAGAGUUACAAUCUGAUUGCGGACAGAACAGAUAAUGGUACAGAGAUGAGGUGUGAGGCAGUUAACACAUCACCAGGCUCACAGACGAUUUCAGAUUCACGAAUGAUCGUGGUGAACGUUGCCGAAAUGCAACUCGUUAGCUCACUCUCAUCUCCUAAUGGCGACCUCAUUAUUGAAUGCAAUGUCCACUACGCACCAAAAGCCUGGAAUACAGUCAAAUUGGUGUCCUCAGAUGCCAACACUGGAAUUUUAGCUGUCGGACAUGUAAAUGGAACGACACAAAGCGACAACAACGCGUACCAACUAAACUUUCAAGCUGAUGAUAGUAACGUUUCAAUAAGCCUACUCUUCCCCAACACAACGAAACACUGUUUUGCCAGGAGUAACUACACGUGUUCACUCUAUAGAAAUGAGGAUGUCUUUGUAGAGACAACGGAAUAUAUUUCCACCCCAGUUGAAGAAGCAGCACAGAAUCCUGAAAUAGAAGGAAUCACAACAGUGAACGAGGGUGACACAUAUACAGUUAACUGUUCCGGAGACCUGGCUCCGCCAUCUACUACACUCGACCUCUACACAAGAACGGCAAACGCCACAUCCUUUACAAAGUCCUCAGUCGAUGCUCUUGUUACUAUUGGUAAUCUCACCGAAUCCUGCUACCUCCAAACAACAAAGAGUUACAAUCUGAUUGCUGACAGAACAGAUAAUGGUACAGAGAUGAGGUGUGAGGCAGUUAACACAUCACCAGGCUCACAGACGGUUUCAGAUUCACGAAUGAUUGUGGUGAACGUUGCCGAAAUGCAACUUGCCAGCUCGCUCUCAUCUCCUAAUGGUGACCUCAUUAUUGAAUGCAAUGCCAAAUUCGCGCCAAAAGACUGGAGUGAGUUGAAAUUGAUGUCAAAUAGCACCAAUAUCGGGGUUGUAGCUGUUGGCUAUGUAAAUGGAUCGGCACAAAAGGACAACAGUUCGUACCAAAUGACCUUUCAAUCUGCCGAGAGUAACGCAUCAAUAAGCCUACUCUUCCCCAACACAACUAAACACUGUUUUGUUGGAAGUGACUACACGUGUUCACUCUAUAGAAAUGGGGAUAUCGUUGUAGAAACUACUGAAUAUAUUUCCAUCCCAGCUAUAGAUGCCGCUGAAAACGUUGUAAUUUUUGGAAAUACUACGUUGAAUGAAGGAGACAAAUACGAAGUAAAUUGUACCGGGGACCUGGCACCACCGUCUAGUACACUGGACCUGUACAUCAAAGCAGUGAACGCCACGUCUUUUAAAAAGUCUUCGGCAUCGCCUCAAAUUACAAUUGACAAACUGACUGAUGUUUGUUACCUUCAAACAACAAAGAGUUACACGUUAGUUGCCGACAGAGAUGUCAACGGAACACAACUAAAGUGUGAGGGAAUAAAUGCAACUGCAGUUUCUGGAAUAAAGUCACUCAUAGUACGAAUCGCCGAGAUGGAAAUGAAUGAUUCUAUAACAACUCCCGGAGAGGAGAUGACCAUCAGCUGUAACAUCCGGUAUGCUCCAUCUGGCUGGGAAGAGUUUAGUAUUGUGUCAGAAGAUAAUACUGACAUACAUGGUAGAGCCUUUCCAAACGGAACUAUUGUCCAGGGCAAUAGUACAUAUAUAGUUGGAUUACAACAGAACAGCGAGGACAUGACACUCAGCAUUAUGUUUCCUAACACCACUACCCACUGUACCGCGAGAGGACGCUACGUGUGUAGAUUAACAUUUAUGGGAAGUGAGGUCAUCAAUGAUACAGCAACAGCUAUCAUUUCAGAUCUCGCCAGUGGGCUUGUACUUGAAGGGAACAAUACAGUUCAGGAAGGUGAACGGUAUACUUUGAACUGCUCUGGAAAAGUAGCUACAGAAGGAGGAGAUCUCGAACUUUAUGUACGCUUCAGGAACACUUCAGACUUCGUCAGGUUUACUGAAGUUCCCACAAUAGCUAUUGGUGAAAAUGAUGACUCCUGCUAUCAAACUAUAACCAAGACUUACGAGCUCAUUGCUGAGACGGUCCAGAAUGGUUCGGAAUUCCAAUGCGUGGCCACUAAUAAUAAACUUACCUCCUACCAAAUCAGCAGCACCAUUGAUAUGGUAGUUGAUUUUGCAGAUUUCAGCACUAGUUUUCAUUUGCAAAACACUACAUGGGUCCCUGCCUAUGGCGACAAAAACAGUCCGGAAUUCAAAGCUUUCGCUGAAAGCAUAGAAAACGAUACAGACUACGUGUACAGCCAAAGCCCCUUGAAGGAUAACUUCCAGAGAAGUAAAGUCAUCGAACUCAAACCUGGAAGUGUAUUCGCCGUGAUCGUGAUGUUUAUACACUUGGAGUUGAUAAUCGAUGAUGGUUCAAGCAAUAUAAUCACAACAAAACUGACGCCCUCUGACAUUAUAUCAGCAUUCACGGACACCCUACCCUUGGUUUCUAACAAUCUGUCUAACAGUACUAUUUUACAAGUAGAUACCAACAGCAUUAUCGGUGAAAUUGUUAUAACAGAUGCUGAGGAUGACUUCGACUGUGUUACGCGGACCGAUGUUGUAUUUCUCCUGGAUGCAUCCGGAAGUAUUGGAAGUAGUAACUUCAUACUAAUGAAAUAUUUCAUUAAAAACUACACUGCGAAUAUUUUGUUGGGUAGUAACGCUAUUCAGAUUGGUAUUGCCAAGUUUUCCACCAGCGCGAGCAAUGAAUUCUGGCUAAAUGAACAUCAUGGAGCAUUGACUAUUAAUCCGGCGAUAGAUGAUAUAGUGUACACCGGCGGAAAUACAUAUAUAGCCGGGGGACUAGAGUUUGUUAGAUCUUAUUCGCUUGCCACUGCGAAUGGAGCAAGACAGGACGCUUCGAAGGUAAUCAUUCUUAUGACUGAUGGAAUAGCGCAUGAUCACCCGGCAACAAUCGCCAGUACACUAAGAGAUGAGGGCGUCCUCAUAGCUUGCGUGGGAAUAGGGAAUGGAAUUAAUAUGCAGGAGUUAAACAACAUCGCAUACAACUCCUCCUUCAUCUUUUUGGCGUCCGAUUUCAACGUGUUAGCACAGAUUGCGGAAACGGUGAAAGGAUCAUCAUGUAAAUUUGAUAACGGCUCCGGAAAUCAAUUUAAUUGAGCAAUAUAGACACGAUGAACAGAGAAGAGAAUGUAGAUGUGAGGAAAAUCAUAAAACUUUGAGAAACGAUAAAUGCAAAAAGGUAACACAGAGCUUAUAAAUAUUAGGGUAAGAACCCCCAUUAAUCAUAUUAAGGUUUUUUAACCAAUUAAAAAGCAUCCAACAUUGUAGGAAGGAUACAGCGGUUUAUCACUUUUAAGAUAAAAGAGAUAUAUCUGUUAUAUCCGAUACAUAACUUGUAAUCCUCUGUUAUCCUGGUUAUGUAGUUGAUGAAAAAAACAUGAACGUAUUAUUUUCUCACACCUUUGCCUAUGUAAAAUACAUUUGUUCCAUGUGGAACACCAAUAUCUGUAUCCAACAUGAGUUCACUAAGUGACCUCGUCAACUUAAGUGCAACUUGGCAGUGGACAGAAGUUACGUUAGAAAACACUCAUAUUCGAUUCAGGCUCAGAUUGAGCCGUGCCCUAAACCUACUCAGUGGGAUAGACUUACUAAAUGCCGCACACCAAAACUGUGUGACGUCACUUGGAAAACCCUUCUGUUUGUUUAUAUGUGUAUUAACUUUCACAAAUGCACUGUAUCAUUUUUUCUUUAUUUCAUUUCAACAAAUACUUAAUUGUAAUCAUUGACCUAUUUAUACAGAAUGCAUUCCAUCAUAUUGUUGUUAUUUGUCGAGAUAUUGUUUUUUGCAUCGGAAGACUAGAUAGCUUUCGUUGUGCAAGCAAGCACAGGCACAUGCGGUGGAAUAUGACUUGAUGUCGACAGUUUCCGGAAAGCCGAACUCCUUUUUUCUUAUCUUUUCAAAUUUGUAAUUGGUUUUAUUGUCAGUCACCGAGAGAAAAAAACUUCUCUGUGCUUUCGCCAUUUUGGAUAUAUUUCUUCAUGCAUAUCACUAAACAGGUGUGAGAAAAAUAGUCCAUCAUAAGUUAGGUAUGGGGAUAGGGAGUGUCUAUCAUCGGUUGUAGAAUGUGAGGCAAGCCUCGGUUCUGACCGCAAAUUCCAAACAAUGGGUAGACGUUCCCACAUACAUAUGUACCUGCAUAUGAUGGACUCUGGUUCAUUAUAUAUUUCGUUGUAAUUCCUUUUGUGAAACAUUUUGUUACUAUGUUACAUUACGCAAUAUAUUUUGUCAUCGUAAAUCAUUAGUGUUAUAAUUUACUAUAUUGGUUGAUUAUGUUAUAUAUAUUGUCAUUGCUUUUCAUAACGUUAUAUUUACAUUCUAUGUUGCAAUUGUCUAUAUGUCGUUAUAAAACCAAAUUGUAGCUUUGAGACUGUAUACUUUAUUUUACAGUGAUUUGAUGAGUAUGUUCAUGGUAAAACAAAUUUCAAAUAGCUGCCAAUUACUUUCGGUACACUAUCAACAGAACAAGGGAGCCUUAAAAUGUGUUAGCAUUUAGUAACAUCAACCACAAAAAAACGAAGACAAAAACCAUCACAGUUAUUACGCUGAAUAUUCAUUACAAGAAAUGUAGUUUUCACAAAAAUAUUAUAAGCGUUAUUCUAGAUACAAAAAUUACAAAAUUUAUUGACGUCGUCAUAGGGGCUCGUUUCCGAAUUUCAAGAAAUGUAAGACAUGGGGACAGCAAAAGUCAAGCAUUUAUAAAAACCUUUUGAAAAUCUGGGACAUCGUUAUGGUUUUCAGAUGGGUAUACAUGUAUAUAUGUACUGAAUUUUAUUGCUGUGGUUAUUCAGUGAUGUCAACUCCAAAAUCCGAAACCGAACCCAAUGAAAACCGUCUUCUACCUAGAGACACUGAUUUGACCGAUUUGAAAUCCAAUCUCUUUCAAUAUCCUUCGAAUGUUUUUCACCUACUGUCAGGAUGACUUUCAUUUGGAGUUUAAGAGCCGAAAAUAACGCAAAUUAUGUCGAAAGAAACAUAACCGUUUCUGAGGAAACAAAAGAAUCCACCCGGUGCAAUACACGUUCAACGCCAGAACACUUCUAAAUGAUAAUUAUAUAUCAGUGCGCCAAAAUCCUCUCUAAUUAUCACACAAAAAAUGCCUACUUAGCAGCCAAACAUAGAUCAGUAGAGGAAUAAGGUUUUAUUCACAUUUGUUACACAACAUGUGUCAUAAAACAACACAGAAUACCUUGCCGUUUUGGUAUAGAAUGUACAAUAAAAACCCCUCAGAACAAAUAUUUAGAUGCCGUCUCCUCUUCUGCACAAUACCACCUGAUCGGCAAAUCAUAGCGAAUUCUCGCGCGACCACAUUAAAUUACAAUGUCACGUUUUCAAAAUGAAAUCUGGGGUUCCGUGAUUAAUUAAAUCAGACUUUGUGGAGCUUUAAACAGAUCUGGCUUCAUUUAAAAUGUAAUAAUGCUUUAAAUUUAACACUGAAAUAAAAUAUAUAUUAAGUUUAGCGUUUCUUUGACGCUAUAUAGCCAAUAUAAUCAUACAUGCGAUGUCAACUUGAAACUGAAAUGUUUUAAAUGUGUAUUCCGCAAACGAUAUUAUCGAUAUGCUUGCAUCAUACCACUAAUAAUUAAUAGAUAUGAUUAAUCAUUAUGGUCUUUUAGAGUUAAUCGGUAUACUGGAGUAUUGGGAUAUAUAAAUGUUUUCUUUUGUAUAAAUUGUGUAAGUCAUCAUUUCAAUUUUCUACGUGUACUAUAAGUAUAUCCCACCCACUCAAUUUUGUCUUCAUGGUAUAAUAUUAAAUCCACUAUAUUUACUAGAACGUAUGCUACGUAAAUAUGUUAAUACGGUAUAUUUAUACCAAAUGUAUGUACUGAUAUCGACUGUUAUUGUACAUUCCUUUUUUAUAUUUUUUUUUUUAUAUUUUUUUUUUUUUUUAUUUUUCAUUUUUGUGCAUAUGUACUUGUUAGUCAUAUUAAUAGACAAGAUGUGGAUCACAAAAGAUAACGUCCCUAUAUCUAAUUGUACAGGGAAAAGCAGUAAUAAUCUUUUGACAUGAAUAUACAUCAAUUACAUCAUUGUUAUACAUUUGGGUCAAGGGCUUCACCAACCGGGGAGAAACGAUUUCAAUGAAAAUAACGACAAUAAUCUUUUGUGUAGAAAAUAAUGUAACAAACUGAAGGUGUGUUUAUUUAGGCAGAAUGCACUCUCACAAAUCGAAGUUAUCUAGCUUAGUCUAUAACUAAGGAUAAACAUGUCUUACAAUACGACACAUUAUGAUUUGAAGUGUGACAAAACCCCUUUUAAGGACACUUAUUUAACAGGCCUAUAUUUAAUGAAAUAAAGCCAAUGUUUGGCCCCUGCUUUUGGGAUACUAAUUUAACAAACCUAUGUUUAAUGCAAUAAAGUCAAUAUUUGACCCCUGCAUUAGAGAUAAUAAUUGAACACGCCUAUGUUUAAUGCAAUAAAUUUAAUGUUUUACCUCUGAUUUAGGGACACUAACUUAACAAACAUAUAUUCAAUGCAAUAAAGUCAAUAUUUGACCCCGGUUAGUGAAAGCAGAAUUACGUUUUUGGUUAUGAUAUACGACAAAUAUACGAAUUUUGAUAAUUGAAAUGUUAGGGCGAGUGUCGAGAUGACCACCAUUUCCAAGUAAACAUAUCAGGAAUCAUACGCGCCAAUACCUGCAUUCAUUGGGCAGUUAUCUUAUUGUCCACGGUGGUUUAGACAAUAUAAAAAAGGCACGUUUACCUUGACAAUUUGCCAUUCUGCUUGUCGCCUUUCCUGUAUAGGAUAAAACUUUUAUUGUUUUAAAGAUAUCGCUUAUAUUUAAUAUUGUACGGCUAAGCUUCCACGUAAUCACAUUAUAGUAGUUAUUCUUACAAAACGUAGCUCUCUAUAAAACCUUCUUGUUAUUUACUGAAAAAAAAAUUAUAGUUAUAUUGAAUAUGAAUUGUUGUAAUUAAUUCAAGAUAUGUAUUGAGAAACGGAUAAGCGUAAUGAUAAACGAAACUGUUAAUGUCCAUGGUAAUUGUUGUAUACGUCUUAUUUGGUUUUAAUUCAAGUAUUGUUUGAAGUAUUGUUAUUUGGUAUUAUUGUAUAUUGAUUCAUUCUUUAUCACAAAUAAAAUAUAGAAGCUGCCA